GUUGACGUGCGGAAUUACCAAGCAAAGGUAACACAAAUACAAAACUGUCGGGGUUAUCGGAUCCAUCUCAUAUCAUCGUUAUGAAGAUGACUAGCCGUCUCCUUGCUAGCUAACGCUAGCUCCAACUUCAGUGUGGUUAAACGUUAGCGAGAAUGCUAACUAGAGAAAGCAUAGCUAGCGCUCAGCAGCGAUUUCGCUAUUUUUACGCCGAGAAUCGAAUUAUAAUCACCAUAACAGCGUCGUAGUUUUAUUUCGUACCUCAAAGACGACUCUGUUAUUUCCACUAAUCCAGUGUGCGCUUGUGUUGCUUAUCAUCAGAUUCCAAACGACUUCCGGCUAGCGUAUUUAGCACUUGCUAGGAGUUGCCGGGCUACAAGGAAGUGACGCAACGCCGACACCGGACGUAAUGCUUCGAGGAAAAUGGCGAACGUAGUUGAGGCGAAGACUCAGUCGGACUUUGAGGGUUUACUCGCCAAAGCCGGCAAACGGCUAACGGUGGUUCACUUCCAGGCGGAAUGGGCACCUCAGUGCGGACAAAUGAACGAGGUGAUGGCCGAGCUGGCCAAGGAACACGCUCACACCGCCUUCGUCAAAGUGGAGGCGGAAGCGGUGCCGGAGGUGUCGGAGAAGUACGAGAUCGCAUCGGUGCCUACUUUCCUUUUCUUCAAAGGAACGGAAAAGGUGGACCGGCUGGACGGUGCUCACGCUCCGGAGCUGACUAAGAAAGUGAAGCGCUUGGCGGUAAGCGGGAGCUCGGCGGGUGAGCAGGAAAGCGGCCCCGAGGAACUAAACCAGCGGCUGGGGAAAUUGAUCAACGCGGCACCGUGCAUGCUCUUCAUGAAGGGCUCCGCGCAGGAGCCUCGCUGCGGCUUCAGCCGGCAGAUCGUCGCCCUCCUCAAGGAGCGCGACAUCCAGUUCAGCAGCUUCGAUAUCCUGUCCGAUGACGCGGUCCGACAGGGUCUGAAGGCCUACUCCAACUGGCCCACCUACCCUCAGCUGUACGUCAACGGCGAGCUGAUAGGCGGACUGGACAUCGUCAAGGAGCUGGCCGAGUCCGGCGAGCUGGAGAACACCUGCCCGAAGGCGGUCACACUGGAGCACCGCCUCAAAACGGUGAUCAACCAGAGCCCCGUCAUGCUGUUCAUGAAGGGCAGUAAGGAGGCGGCGCGGUGCGGCUUUAGUCGGCAGAUCCUGGAGAUCCUCAACGGUACCGGUGUGGAUUACGACACGUUUGACAUCCUGCAGGACGAGGAAGUGCGACAGGGCCUAAAGACCUACUCCAACUGGCCCACCUACCCGCAGCUUUACGUGAAGGGGGAGCUGAUCGGGGGUUUGGACAUUGUCAAGGAGCUGAAGGAGAGCGGGGAUCUGGGUUCGGUGCUCAAGGGGGACUCUUAGGUCUUAUCUUGGGGCCACAUGAGAGGCCUGCGUGUCCACGUGGUGUAAAACGUCAAUAGCAUAACAAUCAUAUUAAAAACACAUGGAUUGUUUCAACUA
This is a messenger RNA of Doryrhamphus excisus (bluestripe pipefish), 1497 nucleotides long. It is a transcript of the gene glrx3, whose product is annotated as glutaredoxin 3. Gene Ontology annotation, biological process: intracellular iron ion homeostasis. Gene Ontology annotation, cellular component: cytosol; nucleus. The record is from RefSeq and is a predicted model, not a curated record. Lineage: Eukaryota; Metazoa; Chordata; Actinopteri; Syngnathiformes; Syngnathidae.